AUGGUUUGUCUGGUUUGCAGAGACCAAAUCAGUGACAACAGUGCAAAGACAAUACCGCCAAAGGCUCCAGCUCCAGACUGUAGCCUCUCAUUUGCCGCUGGCAUGAAUGGCCUCGCUGGACCUCUCCAUGGUUUAGCUAACCAAGAGGUACUCCUGUGGGUCACCAAGCUUCGUGCUGAAAUCGGUGAUGAUGUCACGGAAGAUCAGUUGAAGGAGUUCAUCUGGAAGACCCUUAAAUCUGUCCAGGUUGUUCCAGGUUAUGGCCAUGCUGAUUUGCGAAAGACUGAUCCUCGUUACUCGUGCCAACGUGAAUUUGCCCUCAAGCAUCUUCCUGACGAUAAGCUGUUCAAACUUGUUGCCAAGUUGUACAAUGUUGUGCCUCCAAUCCUCACUGAACUUGGUAAGGUGCAGAACCCAUGGCCAAAUGUGGACGCUCACUCGGACGUAAUGCUUCAGUACUACGGCAUGACGGAGAUGAACUACUACACAGUGCUUUUCGGAGUCUCUAGGGCCUUGGGCGUACUGUCGUCUCUGGUGUGGGACCGUGCUCUUGGGCUCCCCAUCGAGAGACCGAAGUCCAUGAGCACUGAAGGACUGCAGAAACUAGUCGGUGCCACAGCCGCCCAAGGAGCCUAAAGCAGCCGGCGACUCAGUCAGGAUUUUUACAAUUGCAUGUAAUUAACACAUUUUUGUAAAAUUAUUUAUGUGAAUGGAUUAAUUUUAUUAGAACAAUGCAUUUUCUGAAAAUUCUGACUGCCUUUGGAGGGAUUGGUUUAAUUGUGAGAUGCGCAUGUCUGUGAACGUGUAUGUUACGAACCAGUUAUCUGUACCUAUAGUAAAUAUGUCCACGACCA
Homarus americanus (American lobster) is the source of this 854-nucleotide messenger RNA. RefSeq names its product probable citrate synthase 1, mitochondrial. The record is from RefSeq and is a predicted model, not a curated record. Gene Ontology annotation, biological process: carbohydrate metabolic process; tricarboxylic acid cycle. Gene Ontology annotation, cellular component: mitochondrial matrix. The transcript is spliced from 2 exons. NCBI's taxonomy places the organism in Eukaryota, Metazoa, Arthropoda, Malacostraca, Decapoda, Nephropidae. The coding region runs from base 1 to 636 and encodes 211 amino acids.